GCAGUGAGGUUUGUGUGCAUACGGGCUGAAUGGUCUCACAGUUGUGUUGUGUAUGUAAACGUACAUCAUGUACAGGAACAUUUGUUGUUGCUGCUGAACAAUUCAGUCACAUCCAGACUGAACUCAUCAAACACUGUGGACACAUUAUUUGUUCUGAGAGUCAAGUCGAAUGAACAUUCAAACCUCAGUGAUGUCUUCACGUUUGUCCUAAGGUUCAGAGUCGCAGUGAACAGAGCAGAUCACAAAGAGCUCAAUCACACCUUUUGCAUCUACGCCUCCUCAGUCCUGUGCUCAAAAUAGUUUCUGUUGUUGUUUUCGGGCUGGGGGAGCAACAGUCAGAAUUUUGCUUUCAGUUCCAGAGCUGUGAAAACCUGAUGAAUGACAAAGAGAAGCUUGAAGUCAUGCAGUCGAGUUUGGAAGAGCUGAGGAAACGUCACAAUGAAAUCCUACUCGAACACACUGUGACAGUUUCCUGCUCUCUGGUUGGAGGAUCAACAGGACACAGAGACCUCCAUCAUGGCCACCGCUGACCUGCUGAUGGAGCUGAUCUACUCCUGGAUCGAGCAGAGGGAACGCUGUGCGAAUGAGCUGAGGAAACUGGCCAAGGAGCUGGAGUCACUCAGGGAGACGAUCACAGGCACCGAGUGUGUUGGCAGCUCGGUGUCGGUGGUCGGAGGUGUAUGUCUGAUCGGAGCUGGCAUAGCCACUCUGUGCACCGGCGGAGCGGCUGCUCCAGCUUUAGCUGUGGUUGGAGGAAUGUGUGCAGGUGCAGGCAUCACUGUGUCUAUGGCUGCUAAAAUCAGUGAGCACUUCUUAUCCAGCAGCACCAUGAAGAAGGCACAGGAGACACAGAAGAAGAGUAAAGAAAUUGAAGAGAAAGUAAAGAAACUGUUUGAGCAGCUGAAGGACGAGGUGAAGACAAUGAGUCCAAAGGGGAAGGAGGAGGACCCAGAUGAAGUAGACCAACAAGUCAUGACUCAAAUUCUGGGAGCAAUGGGCAGACGAAGUGGACUGGGGGAGUCAGAUUUCAGAUCACUUAGUAACUUCGUCAUUUCAUCACCACAGAGAAACAUGAUGCUCAACCAGAACCUCCUCAGCUCUGGUCCGAAUGUCUGCAUGACGGCCACACUACUUGGGAUUGUAGGAUGUUUCACUUUUCAGUGUCAGGGGAGAAAAUAUAAAAAAUUGCUUGCUGUAGGAGGUAAAAAACUCGCCAGCAAAAUAACUGAAACUGGACUUAAAACAGCUCUUAAAGGAGGCACCAUGAUCGUGGGAGGUGUUGUUACCCUGGCGUUUGAACUUCCUGAGGCGAUUGACAGCUGGAAGAAAAUGAUCGAGAACAAUAAUGUGACUGAAGCGAGCCAAUCCCUGAGAGAUACAGCCGACGACCAGCUAGCGAUUUGCCAGACACUGAAGAGACAGCUGAGCGAUGUCAGACGAAAGCUUGAGGAGUUAGCAGAUGUGAAGCGCUGCAUUGAAAACAGCAAGAGGAGUCCUGAGGACAAAAAGAAAAUGAUACAGUUUGUAAUACAAUGGUGUGAGGAUGAAGCUCUUGUGCAAUGGCUCAAAACAAAUUCAGAGUGGAAAGCCUUCUUCAAACUUAUUGACAUGUUUUAUUUACUACGAGGCAAGCUCAGUGAGGAAAUAGAGAAGAAGAAGAAGACAGACUGUGAGGACAUUGACAUCACCUUUGUGGCACAUGGAUCAAUUGAGGAGUCCAUGAUCCCAGCCAGCUACCUCCUGCCUCUGCCCACCGUCAAAGACGUGAUGCUGUAUUCUCCCUGGAACUGCUUCAUUUAUGCUGAUGUAGCGUAUGGCAUUGCUACAGGAAAGAUAAGACCUCAGCACAGAAGAUUCAAGUGUAGUAAACAUGGGGGCUGUAGAAUUCCUGAUCUCCUCCAUCAGCCCAGCAACCUGCCCAACCACUGGAACUCAAUGGAGAGUGCUGGGGGACAGCUGAUCCCAAACAUCAUCGUCAGCCCUGUGGGAAAACCGGGAGACGGAGCGUGGAAUCAUUUUGUGUAUCUAGAAAAGAAACACGGAGAAGCUGGUAGAAAUCGCGUUGUUAUCCCCUUCAUCCUCCCAGCGGGAAUCACUUCCUGGUGGGAGGAUGAACGAGUCCCUUUCUUUGUCGUCACGUUGGCCCUGUCAGUGGUGCUGUCCUUCUCCUGUUUUAAAGCUACCAUCCAUCUCGCUGCCUGUCUGGGUAAAGGAUCUGAAGGAACAAACCUCGAUGAGAAUCACCUGAAGAAUCAGUACGCCUGGACUAUCGACAAAACAGCAAUGGCAGCAUCAGGUGAAAUGCUACUCAACAGAGACUCUGACCUGUACAGAGCGCUUCAACUUGUGUUUGGUUAGAGAUCAACACUGAACAUCAAAAUGCUGUAAAUUUUGUAAAGUGAAGAAUUUUUUUCAAACCCAGUUCAGUUUUAGUUUGCUUAGUGGAUUUAUAGUUUUUGAUAUUUAAUCUGUAAUGAGGCUACAUCCCAGUCUGGUGUCCAGCUGGGAGGAAGCUGAGCCCAGCUGCUCGUGGUGAGUCGCCCUGUGAUCUGAGGUCCCCCUCUGUGACCCGAGUCCCCCUGUGAUCCGAGGUCCCCCUGUGACCCAAGUCCCCCUAUGAUCUGAGGUCCCCAUGUGAUCCGAGGUCCCCCUGUGAUCCGAGGUCCCCCUGUGACCCAAGUCCCCCUGUGAUACGAGGUCCCCCUAUGACCCAUGUCCCCCUAUGGUCCAAGGUUCCCCUGUAUCCCAAGUCCCCCUGUGACCCGAGUCCCCCUGUGAUCCGAGGUCCCACUGUGAUCCGAGGUCAUCGUCCAGGGAAACUCAAGUCAGCUGCAGGUGCCACAGCUAACUGAGCUAACAGUUACAGCUACAGCCAUAAAUAACUCCAGCAAACUGUACGGUGAGCAACACUGAAUGGUUACUCUGCUGAUAAGAUAAGAUCUUUAUUGUCACUGAACAUGUGCAAUCAAACUCUGUUGCAGCAAACCUCCAGGGGCCUACAGAAUUAAUUAAUUAAAUUAUUAACUCUAUAUCUUUUUUGAAACUGUUUUGCACACUUUUUGCUUUUUGGACUGUACUCUGUUCUUGUGAGCUGACACGACAUGUCAAUUUACAAAUACAAACUAUAUAGUUUAUAUUUGUAACUCAAACGUUUUAUAAUCUCAUGUAAAUCUUAAUUUGCUCUCAUGUAUAUUUCCGUUGAGUAAGUGGACGAUCAGACUGUACCAAGUGCCCGUCAGAGACAUUUUGUUUAUUUCUUUAGAGUAAGUAAGUAAGAGUAAGCUUUUUGGACAUUGUGAUUAAUUGUUUGAUAAGUCAUUUCUGUAUACUGACAUAAGAUAUAUUUACUAUACUUUAGAACUGGUUUAAUACUUUCAGCUUUAUUACGUCUCAUAAGUCCGUGUGACCUUCAUGAGUACGUAUGGAAGGACGAUGAUGCUUUGGAGCUGCAGGAGGGAAAAACAUCUGCUGUGACGGAGAUGAUGUUUUACCUGGAAGAAUUUCAUUGUACAGGGAAUCGUGUUUCUUUGGUGCAUAUGACAAUAAACACUUUGAUUUAACUUGA
Molecule: messenger RNA, 3565 nt
Organism: Scatophagus argus
Lineage: Eukaryota; Metazoa; Chordata; Actinopteri; Scatophagidae
Exons: 4
Coding region: 517-2358 (613 amino acids)
Source: RefSeq, a predicted model, not a curated record